ACGGCGCGCACGCGCUUAACUCAAAGGGACGGGAGCUAAGGAGUAACCUCCAGCUGCUGCUCCGAAAAGGGUCUAGUGAUGGGAGCAUUCAGCCGACAGAAGUUCUUCCAACAGCUUGCUCAUGGCUGCCUGCUGCCUACAGCUCAGCAGGGCCUGGAGCAAGUGUGGCAGCUGCUGGUUAUCUGCCUGCUGUGUCGGCUUCUCUGGAUGUUGGGCCUCCCUUCUUUUGUGAAACACCUGUCCACAGUAGCAGGAGGUUUCUACACUCUCUACCUGUUCUUUGAGCUUCAUAUGAUCUGGGUGGUCCUUCUCAGCCUUCUCUGCUACCUCUUCCUCUUCCUGUGCCGCCACUCUACCAUGCGAGGCACCUUCCUCUCCAUCACUGUGCUCAUCUAUCUGCUGCUGGGAGAGCUGCACAUGACGGACACCACCAACUGGCACAAGAUGAGAGGUUCACAGAUGGUGGUUGCCAUGAAAGCCAUCUCUCUGGCCUUCGAUCUGGACAGCGGCGUCGUGACCAGCGUCCCGUCGCCCAUCGAGUUCAUGGGCUAUAUUUACUUUGUGGGCACAGUCAUCUUUGGUCCCUGGAUCAGCUUCAACAGCUACAAAGAAGCUUUGGAAGGACGUAAGAUGAGCUUGUCAUGGCUGUUAAAAGUGUUUGUUAGCUGGGUGAAGAGCCAGAUCUGCCUUGUUAUUUCCAACUGCGUGGCACCCUACCUCUUCCCUUAUUUCAUACCGGUCUAUGGAGACAAGCUACUGCGAGGUAAAAAGAGGAGGAAGAUCAGAGGUACACCGGCAAAGUGGUUGCUGGCGUAUGAGAACACAAUGUCUUUCCACUUCAGCAACUAUUUUGUUGGUUAUUUGAGUGAGACCACCACCACUUUGGCGGGAGCAGGCUUCACAGAGGAGAAAGAAAACCUCAAAUGGGAUAUGACUGUAUCCGAGCCACUGAAUAUAGAAUUCCCCCGGUCGAUGGUGGAGGUGGUAACAUCGUGGAAUCUGCCCAUGUCUCGCUUUCUGCACACCUAUGUUUUCAAGAGUGCUCUCAAAUUUGGGACGUUCUCCGCCAUCAUGGUGACGUAUACAGCCAGCGCUUUCCUGCACGGUUUGAGCUUUCAUCUGGGUGCAGUACUUAUGUCUCUGGGGUUCAUCACGUACAUUGAGCACGUGUUGCGGAAGAGGCUCGCAGCCAUUUUUAAUGCCUGUAUCCUGUCAAUGAGAUGCCAGCCAAACUGCACUCACCGGAACAAAAAGAAGCUGUGGGUGUAUGUGAUUAACAUCGCAUUCAGCGCGUUGGCGAUACUCCACCUGACGUACCUGGGCUCUGUGUUCAACUCCAGUGUGGACUACAUGGAGGAUGAUGAGGAUGACAUCACCCAUCAAACCAUCCAGAAGUGGUCCGCGCUGAGCUGGACAAGCCACUGGGUCACAUUUGGAUGCUGGAUAUUGUACCGCCUCAUUCUCUAAUAGUAAGAGGUGAAGCAAUAAUGAGAGCUGUAAGGUUGGUUCUCCAUCUCUGCACUGUGACUUUAUUCUGCAUCAGACCGAAGAGAACAGAACCAACCCGGUGUGCAACAAUAAACCAACGCGCUCACACGGUUGGCUGGGUAAUCUAAUAAUCCGACCUGCUGGGGACUAGUUUGAUAUCCGUGAAAUGAUAGCCCACUCCCCCUCCCUUUCUCCAUAAAGCAACCUUUAUAUCUGAGCCGCAGUUGCCGGGCCCUCAUGUUGUGACAGCGGUUACCGAUGUCUCACUGUGAGUCGCAAUCAAUACUUAUCAUCAUGGCGGAGAUCGGCUGCUCCUUUCUGUGGACACACGAUAGAGCCUAUUAUCUAUAGGUUUCAGCGUCGACUGCGGCAGAUGUCCUCCAGAUGUGGUUUCCCUCUUCACCCCCUCCCCUCAAGUGUUUUUUACAAUCGUAUUUAUAGGUUUAAAGAUAAGGCUGGUGUGUUUUCUACCGUAUUCUUAUUUUCAACAAAUCCUGUGAAAAGGAAAACAAAACCCAAUAGUCUCUGGCUCUCGGCUCUCGGCCCAUUCUAUAUUUAAAUGUUAAAAAAGGCUGAAUGAUUUUCUAAAAUACCUUGCUGCAGUAGAUUCUCAAACAAGAGUAAAUAGUACAUUUGUUAUAAACUAUUUUCAAUGAGACAGAAGAAAGACUUUGGCUAAGACAACACUCGUUAGAAUAAAUACAUGUAUGGAUUGAGUCUUUUCAUAGGAUUUGUUGGCAUUUAGAAAAAUACAGAAUACUCCAGACUUCUUGUGUACGAAAACAAAGAGUUUUCUUUUGGAUGAAAAGAGCACAGUUUAUGAUUAUGAGGCAGCACUUGCAAUGUUUAAUGAUUUUACCUUUUGUGGAUUUUAGAUCAAGAAAAUGAAUCGGUAAUCUAUGAACACAUUUUUGUGGUGAAAUGUCCUAAUGGUGUUUGUAUUUAGUUUUUAGUAUUUUUUUCUUUCACAAUUUGUGUUAUUUUUCCUUUGCUUAGAGAGACGAGCUUAUCGGUAUAUGUGAAUAUUUGGAAAAAUGUUUUCACUCCAGUAUUAAAAAUAAAGGUUUAGAAUCAGUAUUUCACACGUGUGACUAAGGGGGAAAAUGUUCAAACUUCUUUUGUAAUUUCAUAGUGGAUGAAAAGAUACAGUACAUUACAUUGAAUAUUAUUCCUUUAGUACAGAUCUUUAUCACAACGCUGCUUUAAACGGGACAUUUAUGUAAUUGAUGAUUACUUUAUGAAAGUAUUAAAGCGUCUGUAUCAGAUUGUGUUCCCUCUCUGUCUAUCUUUCUGAAAUCUAGGCAUCAAAAGGAUUUUAAGAGAGCCUGAAUGUUUGUUCAUGCUCAGUCUCGUCAGACCUAAUAACACUCAAUCUGACAAAUACAGUAUAUUAAAUAUAAUUCUGAUAUUUACUUAACUUUUCUCCCUGUAAAUGUGAAGGGACUGAUACGUCUGUGAUAUUUUUAUAAAAUUUUACAUCAAACCUG
This is a messenger RNA of Pseudoliparis swirei, 2975 nucleotides long. RefSeq names its product protein-serine O-palmitoleoyltransferase porcupine-like. The record is from RefSeq and is a predicted model, not a curated record. Lineage: Eukaryota; Metazoa; Chordata; Actinopteri; Perciformes; Liparidae. Gene Ontology annotation, cellular component: endoplasmic reticulum; membrane. The transcript is spliced from 15 exons. The coding region runs from base 79 to 1467 and encodes 462 amino acids. Gene Ontology annotation, biological process: Wnt protein secretion; protein palmitoylation; lipid modification. Gene Ontology annotation, molecular function: Wnt-protein binding; palmitoleoyltransferase activity.